AAAUACUGUACUCACUUUGUUGUGUAAAUGUGAUGCGCUGUAAUCGCGAAUCACAUGUAAUUCAUGCCUUUAAAACGUGGUUUGUAUCGACUAAAUACAUAAAUAGGUUCUCGUAUUUUGAAAGUAGACGUUCGUUUCUGGUAUUGCUCUGGCAAGCUAGCAUGACGCUAACGUUUACUCAACUCGCAUAGAUGAAAACCUUUUAUGCAACCAUCCUCCUCCAAAAAAAUUCUUCAGUAUUUUCGUCUAACACGUUGACCAAACACUGCUCUCAGUAAACGGUGGCAACAUAAGACGGAGACAUGUGGAACCAAGUGUGAAGCAGUGGAAGAGGGUGAUGCUGCCCCUAGGUGACCAUUCAUCAUGAAGCCUGUCAACUAUCAGAGCUUUUCCUCCAUGGUGCAGACCGUGCAACCACACAGUGCCUUGGUUUGCACACCGAAAUCCUCCGACUCGAUGUAUUGUAGCAAAUGUGGAUUUGCCUCAUCAGACAUGGACUUGUUGAAGAAACAUAUGCUUGACCACAUGGGGUCCAAACUCUGCUGUUUUUACUGUCAAAAGGCUGUAUACAGCAAGGCGGAGCUAAACGCUCACUUAGAAGAACACCUCAGGUCGACAUUCUCAUGCCCGCACUGUGGACAGGGCUAUUUGUGGAAGAUUGGCCUCUUGAAGCACAUUGAGCGUGUGCAUGGUAAAAACAUAAGUCAAGGACCUAAAAAGCUUGGUGUGAAUAAAGAUUCCCAGGUUUGUAAUGCCUUACCAAGUGUGCAAUGUGCUGAGCCCUCAGCGCAGCCACAGGUUCGAGGAAAUAUGCCGUCCCUCAACACACCUGCUGUUAGUCUUGUCAAAGACGGGCAGAAAGGGAGAACAAUGAACACAAUGCUUCCAAUUGCUUUAAAUGGUGUUCAAGAUGGUGUUAUUAAUCAAAACAGGGCUUUAACAGUUUCUCUCCCAGAUGAAAUAAGUAUACCCGCUGGCUGCCUCGUUGAACUUGUGGAAGUGAAAACUGUGAAUGGCUCCAAGGAGCUAAAGUUGAGGCUUGUUUCUCAACAAGAAAAUGAGGCCAGAAUGAAAGAUACAAGAACAACUGUACAGCAAAAUCUCACAAUGGGCAAGACUUUGACGUCCAAAUUAAAUACCCAAAAUGCAGUGAAGUUGACAAACAUGGGAAUGUGCAUGGUGAACGGAAAGCAAUUGGAAACAAAGAUAGCGGGUCAUCAAUUACUCGCUGUAAAACCAAUCAGCACAUCCACAAGCUUUGUCUCAAAUCAAACAAGCAAAGAGAAACCUACUCGAAAGAGGAUGUCACACGAAGUGAUUAACUUAGACAGCCUGACCAAAGUUUCCAAAACUGUUUGCGAUCCUUUGCGAGAAUGGAUUGAAAUUCCACCAAGGCGUAUUGAUCCUGUCCAAGGUUGUGGAAAAGCAGCCACUGUUCCUUCCACUGGUGAGACCAGCUUGUUGACACGUCUCCUGCAGCCGGUAAAAACUGGAUCCCGUGUGUACCAGCAAACAGCAAUAGAUGAAAGACUGAAAAGUAUUUCGGAACAUUGCCAGCGUGUUUCCCCUGCAACUGCAAUCAGGACAGAAAGUUUUCUCCAAGACACACUGGCUGCUGUUAAACAUGAACACAUUGUGGUUCGCUUCAAUGAUAACACUGGCUCCAUAGUCAAAGACUCUCCAAAAGUCAGGAACACUCCAGCAUGUGUCAACCAACUAAGUCACAAACCCACUUCCUUGAAUGUUCCUUCAGUUGAACCUGUCACAGUGUUACCUCCAACGGUUAAUCAGGAAAGAGAUAGUCCUCGUUCAUCUUUCCCAUGUCCAGCAACUGCGCAGAGGAUGAUCAACGUGUCCCCAUCAGUCAAAAUGCCCGUGCUGUCAUCCAGCUCCAAGUCAAACAUUCCAGCGUGGCCUCCAGGAUUGCCCAGUAAGCAGGCGUCUGAGAGAGACACACUAAAGCCAGAGGGCUUUCCAGUCAUCUCAUCUGUUUUUUCCCUGAGUGAACAGCCUGGAGUCGCUCAGGGCGCAAUGCAGCCGCUGGUUAUGGCACUGCGGGGCAUCGUGAUGGACAAAAGCAACACCACUGAGAAGUUGACACCAAAUGUCGAUCGCAAAGAUCAGUUACAGAUGAACCAGACAUGUAGUUCUGUGAAAGUAGAAGCAAAUCCAAAUGUUAUUCCCCGACAGUUGCCCAACCCAGUGCUGAAUGACUUAAAGGAUGAUGUCAAGGUGGAGAAAACCAGCUUGACGCAGAAGGACAACUGCAGUCAAACUCUAGACUUGAGAUCUGAAGAUGCCAAGCCCAUUUUUACAAACACAUCUGAUGCGGCCAUUUCUGCUAGUACAAAUCAGCAGUAUGACCUCUCUAAAUUUUUGACUGUCCCUUUGACUAGAGUGGACGAACGUGGCAUUUGGAUGGACAGCAGUAAGGGACCUGAACCCCCAGCACCUCAAUGUGAUGCAACGAUACUUGCGCCAGAGCCAAGCAAGGGCACCACCAUUCGCCUGAUGCCACUCAAGGUGGAACAGCUGGUGACGUGGCCGGGCCCGAACCAGCCCGUGGUCGUGCUCAAUCACCCGAAGCCACGGGUCCCAAUCAACGAGACAUUGGACACCGUUGCUGAUGCCAGAAGCCCCGAAAAGGCCCCCAAGUGUCAAAUAUUAAAAAUGAGGCUGGGCAAAGUGAUGGGACAGAAAUAUGAGGUUACAGGCUGCACUGUCAAGUUCUCCCAAUGAGCUGUUCAAAGCAUCUACAGUGGAUAUAAAAGUUGACACACCCCUGGUCAAAAUGCCAGCAGUUGUGAGGCCAAACAUAAAACUGAGAUGAAUCCUUCUAUAACAUUUCCCAUCAUUGUGAGCCAUGGCCUGUGCAGCUCAGUUAGACAAAAAUCUUUUGGAGUGCAAGCAACAGUAAACACAUGAGAAAAGGCAGUUGCACAAAUGUGUGCACACUCCCCGAGAACUACAUUGUGGCUAUGCUCAGAAUUAACCAGUCACAUACCAAUUCAUAUUGAAUAGGAUUCACAUUCAAAAUGUUUCUGACUAACCGUACGCAAAGUUCAGAUGUUCUUGAGGGCUUAAAAAAAAUGAGGUGUAUUAUAGGUCACAUUAAUGGAAGAAAAAUUUGGAAAUUUAUCUCUCUUUUUUUUUUUUUUUUUUUUUUAAAU
Messenger RNA from Syngnathoides biaculeatus (alligator pipefish), 3170 nucleotides. RefSeq lists its product as uncharacterized. The record is from RefSeq and is a predicted model, not a curated record. Bases 364 to 2739 code for a protein of 791 amino acids. NCBI's taxonomy places the organism in Eukaryota, Metazoa, Chordata, Actinopteri, Syngnathiformes, Syngnathidae. The transcript has 2 exons.